This is a messenger RNA of Penicillium subrubescens, 712 nucleotides long. Its product is annotated as histidine phosphatase family protein. Gene Ontology annotation, cellular component: fungal-type cell wall. Gene Ontology annotation, molecular function: acid phosphatase activity. Bases 50 to 712 code for a protein of 220 amino acids. The transcript is spliced from 4 exons. NCBI's taxonomy places the organism in Eukaryota, Fungi, Ascomycota, Eurotiomycetes, Eurotiales, Aspergillaceae. The record is from RefSeq and is a predicted model, not a curated record.
UAGACAGAAUCCGGGGCUUGAUCUCAAUUCGACAGAUAUCUACCAGUUAAUGUUCAUGUCUGUCUUUGAGCUCAAUGUUCGCGGGUACUCUGACUGGACAGAUGCUUUCACCAUGGAUGAGUGGAAAUGGUUUGGGUAUACGCAAGAUCUACUAUUCUAUCACUGUGCUGGCCCCGGUAGUCAGUUUGCCAAAGCCGUGGGGGCUGUAUACGCCAACGCAUCAUUGAAAUUGUUAACUCAAGGGCCUGAGAAAGCGGGUACUAUGUUUUUCAACUUUGCCCACGACACCAACAUCACACCCAUCCUGGCAGCACUUGGUAUCUCAUCACCUGCUGAGGAUCUCCCUGUCGACAAAAUUCCUUUCCCAUCCACAUACGAGAUCGGGGAUAUCAUGCCGAUGGGUGGACAUCUAACACUCGAAAGAAUGAGCUGCAAUGCUACAGUAGCUACCGAGAAGGGGGUCUACGUACGCGUUGUACUAAACGAGGCAGUGGUUCCAUUUACUUCCUGCCAGGAAGGACCCGGCUUCUCAUGCUCGCUGGCUAACUACACUGCCAUGAUGAACCAGAUCCUUCCUGAUUUUGUUUCGGAGUGCAAGAUCAACAGCACUUUGCCGCAGCAUCUUUCUUUUUGGUGGGACUAUAAUACGACGUCUACGUACAAUCACCAGACUGCGAGGUAUAUCCCGUUCCAGGGGUCUACUUUUGUAUAA